GUAGUCCACGUCCAACGAACAAACAAAAACAAGCAAAGGCAACAAGAAGCGACGAUGAGCAGCACGACGACCGACUCGUUCUCGGAAGGGUUGCUGAACGAGGACCAGGAGACGCUCAGCUAUGUGCCGAGCUGUGACCUGGCGCAAACAGUGUCCCUCACCAUACACAGCUUGCAGGGCGGCCAGAACGACAAUGAGCCCAUGAUGGACGAUGAGUACCUCUUCUACGCACUGCAGCGAAGCGGCAUUCCAGAGGUGUCCGUGGAGUGCAUGCUGACAUCCGGCAGCCACACGCUCGGCUUUCCACGCGAGACUUCGUACUGCCCUUCAUCUUCGCACCCGACAUGGACCGAGGACAUUCAGCUGCCGCUCCUGUACAGCGAUCUUCCUCGCAACACGUGCUUGGACUUUUCCAUCUGGGACACGCGCGGGCCAGCCAUGCGGAAGAAAGUGGGCACCGCGUCUCUGCCCAUCUUUGACGAGUGCGGAACACUGCGCACCGGAAGACAAUACGUCGAGGUCAAGCAGCCCGACACCCCACCAGCCGCCAAGUCUGUCCGCAAAGACGUGCAGAAAGUGCAGCAGCUGAUUUCACAGUACAAUGCGGGGCGGAUGCUGCAUGUUGAGUGGCUUGACGAGCUCACAAACAGCCGGCUCGCCAGCGAAAUCGAGGACCUGCUUGCCGCGUCGACGGUGUCAUAUCUUGUGGUGGACCUACCCCGUUUCCCCUCAGAUGUCCUCUUCUGCGAAGACAGACUCGAUACUGUCGAGCACAUGAAGAUGCUGCGGGAGAACGAGGACCCUGAGAUGAUGUUCACGGAGAAUCUUGUCGAGGUGAAGCACCACCAGCAGAUGCGCAGCCGCCGUCGCGGUUUCCUCGACCGCGAUCUCAAGCCAACGCCCUCCACCCGGGACAAGCUUGCCGAAAUCAUUCGCAAAUCUGUGACGGAACCGCUUGUGCUGGAGGAGAAGGAUCUGCUCUGGCGGUACCGCUUCUAUCUCUCCCGAAAUGCGCACGCGCUUCCAAAAGUUCUUCGCGCCGUCGACUGGUCCUCCCCAGCCGAGGCGAAGCAGGCGCAGGAGACGCUCGAGGCGUGGGAGCCGAUUGACACGCACACGGCGCUCGGGCUGCUCGGGAAGGACUUUGAGCACCCUGUGGUCCGCAGUUACGCCGUCAAGCGGCUGGCUGAGGCGGACGAUGAGGAGCUGUCGCUGUAUCUGCUGCAGCUGGUGCAGGCGCUCAAGUACGAGCCGUGGUCCCUGUCCCGCUCAGUCGACGGCACAACAACACACGCGCACGACGAUGACGACGAUGUCGAUGAUGACGCCCACCGCCAGCCAGUUCACCAGGCUAUGGGCGUUUCGUGGGCACCAGGCCAGAUGCAACGGCUUGCUAAGCAACAGUCCGCCCGCGCAAAACCGCAGAACCAGCUCCGCUCGCUCCUCUUCGAACGCGCAAGAGAGAACCCAGAGUUUGCACAAACACUGUAUUGGUAUCUGCACGUCGAAGAGCACGAUCGCGAGCGCCAGGUCGAACACGCAGACUUCUACGGCCAAAUCCGCAAGCAGCUCAUGGCGAUGCUAAAUGGUGGUGGCCCUCGCCAGCGCGAAAUUGAACGCGCCAUCAACGCAUCCGCACGAUUUGUCAAACAACUGUGUUCGCUUUCAACAGAGAUUGCGGACAUGGAAGGCAACCGCCCGCGCAAGGUUGCCAAGCUGCGGGAGAUGAUUGAGCAGUCACCACAAUUCCAGAACAUCAACGCUCCACUUCCCAUGGACCCUGGCGUGAUUGUCAAGUCCAUUCGCCAUGAUGAUGCGCACAUCUUCAAGUCUGCGCUGAAGCCGCUUGGGCUGACGCUGGAGACGAACAAGGGCGAAUACGGCAUCAUCUUCAAGAAUGGCGAUGAUCUACGACAGGAUCAACUGGUGCUGCAGGUCAUUACGCUCAUGGACCGGCUGUUGAAGAAGGAGAACCUGGACCUGAAGCUGACACCGUACCGGUGUCUGGCGGUGACACCUGUCUUUGGAAUGCUGCAGCGCAUUCCAUCGGAGGCAAUGGCGCGCGUGCUUGCGGAAUAUGGCGCCAACCCCAUCCAGUCCUUCUUCAAGAAGAAAUAUGCGGACGACGACGCGCCGUAUGGCCUCAACAAGGAGGUAAUGGACAGCUAUGUUCGCAGCUGCGCCGGGUAUUGCGUCAUCACGUAUCUCCUUGGCGUCGGUGACAGGCACUUGGACAACCUGUUGCUGCGGGACAACGGGCUGCUGUUCCACGUCGACUUUGGAUACAUCCUCGGACGCGACCCAAAGCCGUACCCGCCACCCAUGAAGCUCACAAAGGACAUGGUUGAGGCGAUGGGCGGGGCGUCGAGCGAGGAAGUGAAGCGGUUUCGGUCGCACUGCUUCAACUGCUUCCUCAUUCUCCGCAAGAACGCGUCGCUGAUCCUCAAUCUCUUUGCCCUCAUGAUCGACAGCAACGUGCACGACAUCAGUCUUGACCGCGACAAGACCCUUGUCAAGGUGGAGGAAAAGUUUCGGUUGGACAUGGAUGAUGAGGUGGCUGUGAAAUAUUUCAAGGAAUUGCUUGACAAUUCUCUCGCUGCGUUGUUUCCACGUGUUGUCGAGGCCGUGCACACGCUCGCACAGUACAUGCGCAAGUGAAGGGGUAACCCUUCCGUCAUUGGCCCUGUUGCUGCCCUUGGUGUUUUGCUUCCUUGCUACUUCGUUCUUGCCUGCUACGUGAACCAAUUGCCACUCGUUACUGGCCCUCGCGCCGCUGUUCAUCGUACGAGCACAUGAGUUGAACACACGAAAACAGAAUGAUGGGUAUAUGUGCAUCGUGCCUGA
Salpingoeca rosetta is the source of this 2844-nucleotide messenger RNA. RefSeq lists its product as uncharacterized. Bases 55 to 2658 code for a protein of 867 amino acids. Gene Ontology annotation, molecular function: 1-phosphatidylinositol-3-kinase activity. Gene Ontology annotation, cellular component: phagophore assembly site; cytoplasm; phosphatidylinositol 3-kinase complex, class III, type II. The record is from RefSeq and is a predicted model, not a curated record. Gene Ontology annotation, biological process: endocytosis; autophagosome assembly; autophagy of peroxisome. Lineage: Eukaryota; Choanoflagellata; Craspedida; Salpingoecidae. The transcript has 26 exons.